AUGUUUGAAGUAAUGUCUGGACGAUAUACUUUUCCAAAGUAUAAUUUGGUGUUAUUCUUCUUCCUUCAGCUAGGUCUGCAGUCAGUGAAAGGAGUAUGGCCGUUACCACAGUCUUUCACCAUCUCGUCGGAGCGAUACCCUCUGAAUCCUCAGGCUUUCUACUUCGCUUACGGAAAACAAUCAGCCGCACAGGAAGGCUGCUCUGUCCUGGAUGAAGCGUUUAAGAGAUACUUUUCUCUUAUUUUUCCAGACUACAUAUCUGCUUAUAGCAUUCUGCAAUUCAGUGAGGAUCAGCCAUUUACUGUCCAAGUAAGUGUUGGCCUUGAUGAUUGUGACGGCUACCCAGAUGAAAACUCUUCUGAGCAAUACACUCUGAGGGUCUCUGCUGGACAAGCAUCUCUGAAGGCAGAAACUGUGUGGGGUGCUCUAAGAGGUCUGGAGACCUUCAGUCAGUUGGUUUACCAAGAGGAUUUUGGCUCAUAUUUUGUCAAUAAGACUGAGAUUGAAGACUUCCCCCGGUUUCAGUUCAGGGGGAUUUUGUUGGACACUUCUCGUCAUUAUUUACCAGUGCAGGCCAUUUUAAAAACCCUGGAUGCAAUGGCCUUCAGUAAAUUCAAUGUGUUUCAUUGGCACAUUGUUGAUGACCCCUCCUUCCCUUAUCAGAGUCGCACCUUUCCAGACCUUUCUGCUAAGGGGGCUUUCCAUCCAAUGACUCACAUCUACACACAGUCAGAUGUGAGAAGGGUGAUCUCAUAUGCCAGGAUGCGGGGAAUAAGAGUCCUUCCUGAGUUUGAUUCACCAGGCCACACUCAGUCUUGGGGAAAAGGGCAGUCCGACCUCUUGACUCCCUGUUACAGAGGGAGCACCCCUUCUGGUACUUUUGGUCCUGUUAAUCCAGCAUUGCCUUCCACCUACAAGUUCAUGGCAACACUAUUUAAGGAAGUAUCUUCAGUGUUUCCUGAUUCCUAUAUCCACUUAGGAGGAGAUGAGGUUAACUUUUCCUGCUGGAAAUCCAACCCUGAUGUCCGAGCAUUCAUGCAAAAGAUGGGAUUUGGAACUGACUUCACCAAACUGGAAGCUUACUACAUGGAGAACAUUGUGAAUAUCACUACAGCUUUCAACAAAACAUCUAUUGUGUGGCAGGAUGUGUUUGACUAUCAUGAACGAAUUCCUAAGGACACAGUGCUGCACAUCUGGAAGGGCGACCCAGCUUCUUAUGAGGCAGAACUCAGCAGGAUCACCAAAGCUGGCUACAGGGUCCUGCUGGCUGCCCCCUGGUACAUCAACCACAUUUCCUAUGGCCAGGACUGGCGCAACUACUACACCAUACAGCCACUGAACUUUUCUGGUACCGAGGAACAGAAGAAGCUGGUGAUAGGAGGUGAAGUCUGCAUGUGGGGGGAAUAUGUUGAUGCAACUAAUCUCACCCCACGUCUUUGGCCAAGGGCAAGUGCUGCUGCAGAGAGACUGUGGAGCGAUGAGAAGCAGACCUCUAACGUGGACAAAGCGUUUCCUCGAUUGCAGGACUUUCGCUGCAAGCUCCUGAGGCGGGGCAUCCAGGCAGAGCCUCUCUUUGUCGGACACUGCAAACAUGAGUACCAAGGUGUUUGAAAAUACUGGAUGGAGUGACAUUUCAGUGCAUUCUUUUAAAAAAUGAAUUCUGAAGUUAAUUUUUUGGGGGAAAAGGGUACCGUAUGCAACCUCUGAAGAAGUGUAAAUUAUUCUUCUUCAAAAAAAAUGUUUCUCUGCUUUUCAGUCCAAUUUACACAUACUCUCAGGGAUUUUCUGUUUUGUUUUUGCAAGUGCUUUUUUAAAAUUUUACAUUUUUAUCAAGUAGUCAUCGUAUAGGAAUGUAAUGAAUGUGACAUUUUACUUAUAUGACUACAAAAUAUACAAAGCAGCUGGGUUUUGCUUUAGUAUGUACAUGCCAGUAUGCUGUAGCUUCCUCUUUUUCCACUCAAAUGCAAUAAAAUCCUGU
Molecule: messenger RNA, 1978 nt
Organism: Archocentrus centrarchus (flier cichlid)
Lineage: Eukaryota; Metazoa; Chordata; Actinopteri; Cichliformes; Cichlidae
Gene: hexa
Product: hexosaminidase A (alpha polypeptide)
Exons: 14
Coding region: 1-1611 (536 amino acids)
Biological process (GO): carbohydrate metabolic process; ganglioside catabolic process; glycosaminoglycan metabolic process
Cellular component (GO): membrane; lysosome
Molecular function (GO): beta-N-acetylhexosaminidase activity
Source: RefSeq, a predicted model, not a curated record